This is a messenger RNA of Cucumis melo (muskmelon), 2219 nucleotides long. Its product is annotated as metal-nicotianamine transporter YSL1-like. NCBI's taxonomy places the organism in Eukaryota, Viridiplantae, Streptophyta, Magnoliopsida, Cucurbitales, Cucurbitaceae. Bases 105 to 2084 code for a protein of 659 amino acids. The record is from RefSeq and is a predicted model, not a curated record. Gene Ontology annotation, biological process: seed development; response to iron ion. The transcript is spliced from 7 exons. Gene Ontology annotation, molecular function: oligopeptide transmembrane transporter activity; iron-nicotianamine transmembrane transporter activity. Gene Ontology annotation, cellular component: plasma membrane.
CCCUCAUAGCCUCUAGUUAUACUUCAAAAGAGAGUACUACAUAUGCAUACAUAUAUUUUCAUAACAACUCUCUCCUUGUAGCUAGCUACCUUGUAGUACUCUCCAUGGCGGUUGAGAUUGCGAAGGAGUCAUUCGACGUUAAUCAAACUAUUGUCAAAGACAGCAAAGAAUACGACAACAACCCGCAAUGGAAGAGGCUUCAACCAUGGACGAAGCAAAUAACAGUUAGAGGAGUAAUAGCGAGUGCCAUUAUUGGGAGCCUCUAUAGUAUCAUAACCAUGAAACUAAACCUUACUAUUGGGCUCGUCCCAAAUCUCAACGUCUCUGCUGCUCUUCUUGCGUUCGUCUUUGUUCGAGUGUGGACUAAAAUCCUUCAAAAAGUUGGGUUUGUAACCAAACCCUUCACUCGUCAAGAGAACACUAUGAUUCAGACAUGUGCGGUUGCUUGUUACAGUAUCGCAGUUGGAGGUGGAUUUGGUUCGUAUCUGUUGGGAAUGAGCAGAAAGAUAUAUGAAUUAUCAGGAGUAAACACUGAAGCAAAUUCUUCAUACAGUGUGAAAGAGCCUGCACUGGGAUGGAUGACUGCAUUUCUCUUCGUUGUUUGCUUCGUGGGUCUUUUUGUUUUGAUUCCUCUUAGGAAGGUUAUGAUAGUGGACCUGCAAUUGACAUUUCCAAGUGGCAUGGCAACAGCAGUUAUGAUCAAUGGAUUCCACAAUCAGGGUGAUGAGAUGGCAAAGAAGCAAGUAAGGGGGUUUAUGAAGUACUUCUCAUUCAGCUUUUUUUGGGCUUUAUUCAAGUGGUUCUUUUCUGGCAAACAAAUGUGUGGUUUCUCUCAAUUCCCCACUUUUGGACUCAAAGCUUGGAAGCAGACAUUCUACUUCGAUUUUGAUUCGACUUUUGUGGGAGCAGGGAUGAUUUGUUCCCACCUAGUUAACUUGUCAUUACUUCUAGGAGCCGUCCUAUCUUAUGGCUUAAUGUGGCCUCUUCUUGAUCUACUCAAAGGGAAUUGUUUGGAUGAAAAUGACAUGAAAAGUUUAUAUGGAUAUAAGGUGUUUUUAUCCGUUGCUCUGAUUCUGGGGGAUGGACUUUACAACUUCGUCAAGAUUAUUGCUACAACCAUCAUCAAUAUAUACAAAGUCAAGAAAGCAAAAAAAGGUUUAGAACACAAUGAUGAGAAACCAACUAUAGAUAAAAAUCAAGAUGAAAUCUUCUUGAGAGAAAACAUCCCUUUAUGGGUGGGAGUCAUUGGCUACAUAAUCUUGGCAACACUAUCCGCCAUUGUUGUCCCACAAAUGUUCCCUCAGCUCAAAUGGUACUUCGUUAUCGUCGCCUACAUCCUCGCCCCUUCCCUUGCCUUCUGCAAUGCUUAUGGCGCUGGUCUCACCGACAUCAACAUGGCCUUCAACUAUGGCAAAAUCGCUCUCUUCAUACUCGCCGCAAUCAGUCCGAAACACGAUGCCCUUAUCGCCGGUCUAGCUGGCUGCGGUCUCAUAACUUCCGUCGUCUCUGUUGGCUGCACUCUAAUGCAAGAUUUCAAAACAGCCCAUUUGACCUACACCUCCCCAAGAGCCAUGUUUGUCAGCCAGGUGAUCGGUACAACAAUCGGGUGCAUCAUGGCGCCACUAAGCUUCUUCCUGUUCUACAACGCGUUUGACGUGGGAAAUCCAAAGGGGGAAUUCAAGUCGCCAUACGCUUUGAUAUAUCGGAACAUGGCGAUUCUAGGAGUCGAGGGGGUAUCGGCAUUGCCAGAGCAUUGCUUGCAAAUGUGUUACGGGUUUUUCGGGUUCGCAAUUGGGGUGAACAUAGUGAAAGAUUUCGUGGGUGGGAGGAUUGGCAAGCUGAUGCCAAUACCCAUGGUGAUGGCGGUGCCGUUUCUGGUUGGUGGGUUUUUCACCAUUGAUAUGUGUUUGGGGAGUUUAAUUGUGUUCAUUUGGGGUAAAAUGAAUAAGAAGAAGGCAGAGUUGAUGUUGCCAGCUAUAGCUUCAGGCUUGAUUUGUGGGGAAGGACUUUGGGCUAUACCAUCCUCCUUUCUUGGUCUUGUUAAGAUUAAUCCUCCUAUCUGUAUGAAGUUUGUGCCCUCAUAGCUAAUAAAACCCUACCCUUCCUUUUUAAUUCUUUUUCAUGGUUUAUGAUGGCGAAUCAGCGUGUCAUGUUUUAUAAUAAUCCCAAGUUUGCAUGGGUUAAAACUGUUUGAAAUAUACAUUUGAUAUUCUUCUUGA